GUCACUCUAAGUACGAUAAGCCCCGCGAUAAUAAUUUACCCCACCAAAACUUUUUUAAUUCUAGGCCGAACCCUGAAGUAUCCAUUCUGCCAUUUACAAAGUACCUACCUACCUAGAACCACUCAUCCUCUACUUCUACUUGUGCUAAACCAAAACUGAGAGAUUUGCUUGCAUAUUACUUAUAAACAAAGACCCAGAAAGAGUCAAGAAACAAAAGAGAAAGAUAGCGAAAAUGCCCAAAGGCAAGUGGAUCGAUAAGAAGACGGCCCAGCACUUCACACUGGUUCAUCGUCCACAGAAUGACCCGCUGAUCCACGACGCUGAUGCGCCGUCUAUGGUGCUGAACCCUACACCUCUUCCUAAUGCUUCCAAGGUGAGGAAGCUCGAUGACCUUGCAUCUGAGCUGGGAUCUGACGCCGAACACAUCCGUGCCAACGAGGGUGAGGCCGCCAGCCAUGGCGUUUUCUUCGACGAUACCGAGUAUGACUAUAUGCAACAUCUACGCGACCUAGAUUCUGCCGGCGGUGGGGAGGUUGUCUUCAUCGAAGCAGACAAUGGACCUAAAAACAAGGGCAAGGGAAAACAGAAGCAGAGCUUGGAGGAUGCGCUGAGAAAACUGGACGUCGCGGAUGAGGAGCGCAAGCGCGAUGAUCUUUUCGGUGAUGAUUUCUUGCCAUCUAAGAAUCUGCAGCAUAUAACAUACCAGGCGCAACAAGAUAUCCCCGAUGCCAUCGGUGGGUUCCAGCCGGACAUGGACCCCCGACUGCGCGAGGUACUAGAGGCGCUUGAGGACGAGGCGUACGUUGAUGACGACGAAGAUAUUUUCGCACAGCUAGCAAAGGAUGGCCAGGAACUGGAAGACGUCGAAUUUGAUGCACACUUUGACGAAGACGAUGGUUGGGAAUCGGACGACACCGCCAAGCCGACUAAGGAGUAUAAAGACCGCUCCGAAGUGCCCAAUCUAGUUCCCACUGUAAAUGAUCAGGACGGAGAGGCGGUUAAGAAUGAGGACUGGCUAGAGGACUUCAAGAAGUUCAAAAAGGACCAAGGCAAGCCCGGCGCAAAGGUAUCCUUCGCAGUCGCACCAUCACAGUCAGAGGUGCAAUCCUCCCUCAUGACAACCACCACCAACGGCGGCCGACGGAAGAAGCGCAAGGGCGCGCUUACAAGUCAGUCGGGCUACUCGAUGACAUCGUCGUCGCUAUUCCGCACUGAACAACUUGGUAUCCUCGACGCUCGCUUCGACAAGAUCGAGGAGCAGUACAAUGAGGAUGAUUUCGAUGAAGAUGACGAAGAUGGCGGGGCCUCCAUGUCUCAGAUCUCGACGGCGUCUAGCGUGACGGGAUCUGUGCGGGGUGAUUUUGAUAACAUCCUAGAUGAUUUCCUGGGAGGCUACUCGAUGCGUGGAAAGAAGCAGAUAAAGAAGGGCAAGUGGAAGAGCGGCACUGCUGAACUCGACGAGAUCAGGCGUGAGUUAGGGCCGGCUAAGAUCCGUGGUAGAUACGGCCAGCCGCAAGCGUCCGGAUUAGCAUCGGCAUCGGCGUCGGCGUCGGCGUCUAGGUAGAGGGACAUGUUCAUAGAGAUACCCACGGAAAUCCACGGCAAUGGCAACUAGGUUGAAUAAAUUGACUUACGGGAAAUAAAAUAAAAACUGGCCUGAAUAAUGCAAU
Molecule: messenger RNA, 1670 nt
Organism: Daldinia loculata
Lineage: Eukaryota; Fungi; Ascomycota; Sordariomycetes; Xylariales; Hypoxylaceae
Product: Low temperature viability protein
Exons: 2
Coding region: 233-1564 (443 amino acids)
Biological process (GO): ribosomal small subunit biogenesis; ribosomal small subunit export from nucleus
Cellular component (GO): nucleus; cytosol; preribosome, small subunit precursor
Source: RefSeq, a predicted model, not a curated record